UUGACAAACAUAUAAAACUAUCCAAAGUUCUAACAAGGGGGAUAUUAAAUUUCUAUAUAAAAUCUGCCCCACUCUUCAUAAUGACGAAACCAGCACUGCAGAGACAUUUCAAAAUUAUGGCAAGCCACAGCAUGCUGUCCAUCCUUCCUAUUGUUUACACCUUGUUCAUUGUCAUCACCGCUAGAAGUACUGCCAUGGCUGCCUCGCGGCUGCCACCGGUGGUCAAAGCUGGUUAUUAUCCUUCAUGGGUUGUGGAUGAUUUGCCGCCUUCAGCCAUAAACACAUCAUUGUUCACCCAUGUAUUGUAUGCUUUCCUUGUGCCCAACAAUGUUACUUUUGGGUUUGACAUCUCAGAUUCGACGGCCAUGAUCCUCUCAAACUUCACCACCACCCUCCAUCGAAAGAAUAGCUAUGUGAAGGUUCUUUACUCCAUCGGUGGAGGAGGUAUUGAGCCAGACCCUUUUGCUGUCAUGGCCACCAAAGCCUCCUCUCGGAAAGUUUUCAUAGAUGCAACCAUAGGAGUUGCACGUAAAUAUGGGUUUGAUGGGUUUGACCUCGAUUGGGAGUUCCCUGAAAGCCCAAAAGCAAUGGAUGAUUUUGCCUUCUUACUUAAAGAGUGGCGCCAAGCAAUCCGCAAGGAGGCUAAGAUGACAAAUAGGCCUCCCCUAUUGCUCACUGCCGCCGUCUACUAUUCGCCGGAAUUCUUAAUGUACGGCAGCCGCCGCUCCUAUCCAGCGGCCGCAGUCAGGAAUAACUUGGACUGGGUCAAUGUGAUGUGUUACGAUUAUCAUGGAUCAUGGGACACUUCCGUCACAGGGGCUCAUGCUGCCUUGUUUGACCCAAAAACUAAUCUAAGCUCGGUCUAUGGGAUUAAGUCGUGGCUCAAAGCGGGAGUGCCCGGAAACAAGCUGGUUAUGGGUUUGCCACUCUAUGGUAAGACAUGGAAGCUCAAGGAUCCAAAGUUGCAUGAGGUUGGAUCACCUGCCGUUGGCGUCGGUCCGGGAGACGACGGUGUGCUGACUUACGUACAGGUGGUGGAGUUUAAUAGGAGGACCAAAGCCACCGUGGCACAUGACGUGGACACUGUUUCUGCCUAUUCGUAUACAGGGACAUCUUGGGUCGGAUACGAUGAUGCCCUGUCGACAACAGCAAAGGUUUUGUUUGCUCAGGCACUUGGACUUCGUGGGUACUUCUUUUGGGCACUAGGCUACGACAAUGAUUGGACGGUAACCGGGCAAGCUUCAAGUUCGUGGAUCGUUGACAAAUGAUCAUUGUUUGGCCUUCUUUCGAUUGCAGAUUUAGUGCAGCCACUGCCAUCGUAUUUGCAGUAAAAUAAAACUACAGAUUUCCAGCGGAAUUUUAGUUUCUUUUUUUUAUUAGCAAAAUUCUAGUCAAUGACAUAUACGUUCUUUCCUCUGUUUGGUGUCCAAAUUUUAUUCAGGUGUCAGAUUUCAGUUUCAUUGUGUGUUGUAAUCUAUGAACAUUGGGGUCCAUUUAUUUUUCUUGAGACGCUUUUCACAUAUCCUCAUAGAGAUUGAGAAA
Carya illinoinensis is the source of this 1542-nucleotide messenger RNA. RefSeq names its product class V chitinase CHIT5b-like. Lineage: Eukaryota; Viridiplantae; Streptophyta; Magnoliopsida; Fagales; Juglandaceae. Gene Ontology annotation, cellular component: extracellular region. Gene Ontology annotation, molecular function: chitin binding; chitinase activity. The transcript is spliced from 2 exons. Bases 81 to 1268 code for a protein of 395 amino acids. Gene Ontology annotation, biological process: carbohydrate metabolic process; chitin catabolic process. The record is from RefSeq and is a predicted model, not a curated record.